Messenger RNA from Clunio marinus, 522 nucleotides. The record is from the annotation of a GenBank genome assembly. Lineage: Eukaryota; Metazoa; Arthropoda; Insecta; Diptera; Chironomidae.
AUCAUUCGAAACCUAAACACAAGAUUUAAAAGUUUAAAUUCUGAAACAGAAAAUAAAAAUGAAGACAAUCGUUUUAUUUGUUUUUACCAUUGCAAUGGCUAUUGCAUUGUGUUCUUCAAGCAGCAUUGGAAGCUCAAGUGAGAUCGAAGAAUCAUUAAAAUCAUUAUUAUCGCCUCCUUCUGAUGACGAAAAUUCUUUCGCAACUUCAGAUGAAGUUGAAGGUCCAGUCCGAUCUGCUCGUGGAUUUUACUCCUGCAGAUGGUUAUGGCUUUCUCUUUCGAAAAGAAACAGCAACUGCAACACGUAUUGUAGAGGCCUUUCAGGAAGACGAGGUGGAUAUUGCAGUAAAACUUUGAUUUGCACUUGUUACAGAUGAACACAAAGAUAAAUUUCAUGUCUAAUUAAACUUCAAUUCUUCAAAUUUUUCUCUUAAACUUAUAAAUUGAAAAAGCAUUGGAAAAUUUGGAAAUAAAGUUUUCAACACAAUCAAAAUAAACUCUAAAGUGGUUUGUAAAAAAGAGA